Molecule: messenger RNA, 606 nt
Organism: Aegilops tauschii subsp. strangulata
Lineage: Eukaryota; Viridiplantae; Streptophyta; Magnoliopsida; Poales; Poaceae
Source: RefSeq, a predicted model, not a curated record
AUGGCGCCAGCGCCUAGCCCGUCACCUGCCCCGGCGGCGCCCGGCAUUGCUACCCCCGAGGCGUGGCCGGCGGCCUCUGCCGACGCCGAGCGCGCGUUCACCUGGCUCAGCGCCAACGCCGUACUCGUUCUCGCGAUCCUCGUUUGCGGCCUCUUCGCCACGAUCGCGCUCCACGUCGUCCUGCAGUCCUUGCUACGCGUCACCGGCCGCGCGUGGUUCGGCGCUGGCGGCGGCCUGCAUGAGCCGGCUCCGCGCGGGGGUGGAAGGCGCGGCGGCAGGAACCGGGGGGCCCUGGCGCUCCCGUGCCUGGCUUACUCGGCGGGGCUCGAGCUGGCCGGGUCGUCGCGGUCGGAGUGCGCCAUCUGCCUCGCCGAGUUCGUGCGCGGGGAGCAGGUGCGCGUGCUGCCGCGCUGCAACCACGGGUUCCACGCCCUCUGCAUCGACCGGUGGCUGGCGGCGCGGCCGACGUGCCCCACGUGCAGGCAGGCGCCGUUCGCCGAGGCCGACGAGAGCGUCCUGGCCGCGGACUGUGCACGACCGGCGCCCGCUAUCGCGGUGGUGCGGGUGAUUGUAGACGGUGGCGGGAGGCGGCAUGUGUCGAUUUAG